Messenger RNA from Besnoitia besnoiti, 1281 nucleotides. Its product is annotated as rhoptry kinase family protein ROP26 (incomplete catalytic triad). The transcript has a single exon. Gene Ontology annotation, molecular function: ATP binding; protein kinase activity. Lineage: Eukaryota; Apicomplexa; Conoidasida; Eucoccidiorida; Sarcocystidae. The record is from RefSeq and is a predicted model, not a curated record. Gene Ontology annotation, biological process: protein phosphorylation. Bases 1 to 1281 code for a protein of 426 amino acids.
AUGCGGAGCAGAUCUCAGGCCUAUCGCGAGCUUUUGGCACAAGCAGCGAGUUCGUCGUCUCAUAGUGAAGCAGCCGGCCCUGGGGCAGGCGUUGGCGAGAGGUUUUCUAUGAUGCAAAAGUACAGGGUGGGGUAUCCGUCACCUUCUGAUAUGGCAUGCCUGAAGGAGGUGGUUGUCACAGCUGCUGGCCUGUCUCAGCCCGCCUCCCCUGAAGUUCAUACGCCCAUGCAAAUCGUCAAGCUGGGUGAAGAUUCUCAGAUGUACAGCGAGGUAGUCCACUUCCUUGGCCUCACCGCCUUGGUCAAGGGCUUCAUGCUAAUGCGGAUCCAAGAGCAGCCUGGGACAUUUGCGGCACCAGAGAGUGUGUACUGGCAACCAGCUUUGCAUCUGGGAGAGGAAGGUGACAGAGAUAGACUCGAUGCCGCUGCUCUCAGAACUGCAGUCAUGAAGAAAUACGAGCGCGAGAGUCGGUUGCUGCCCCCAGAAUACGAAAAACAUGUGAGGACUGUCUUUUACGAAUUUGGGCUGCAGUUUCCACUCUAUAUUUGCAAGCUUCAAAGGCCUGGGGAGCCGCUGGUGCUCGAAUUGCAGGGGCCCGGUCCGGCGUCGGUUAACUCUCUGCUCAACAUUAUGAUUGCUUAUUCCGCCGCAGAUCUACCCCUUUAUCGUGUCAGACUGGAUCAAUUGUCAGCUGGAGCGGCAGAUUACAUCGCUAGGCAAAUGAUUCUAGAGAUCGCUUCCUUCCAUGCCCUCGGUUUUCUUCAUAUGGACAUCUCUGAUAGAUCUUUCUUUUUCAGCACAUCCGAAUGCAGUGGGCGUAGCGAAACGAGACGGUUAAUCUACCUGGGGAAUCUGGGUAAUGCUCAGAGACAAACAGGAGUAGCGGAACCAUUCGUGCAGAAAGGGGCUGUUGCGUAUUAUGACCCACAGAACGCGUCAGUCUUCAAAACUGUACCCCAAAUACGGCCACUGGUGGUUUACGAUCAGAGUCGCGAUGCGUGGGCCGUUGGAAAGUUGUUGUACCAGGUGCUUUGUAAAGGAUCUGGCACCCCUUUCGGGUAUGUUGGGGGCGCCGCCUCGCCUCUCGUCAUCGCUAACCGAAUUACAGCUGCUGCUCAAAGGAAUGCCCCAAUCGUCCUUGACAAUUGCUUCGAUCCGCUUUCGAGCCUUUUUAUGAGCGAGCUUCUUGAGAUCAUGUCUGGAUUCCUUCGCUUUGACAGUAGGGAAAGGCUGCUGCCCCUCGACGCUAUCAAAACGUACCCGAGGUUAUUCGAUGCGUGA